Messenger RNA from Myxocyprinus asiaticus (Chinese sucker), 2384 nucleotides. Its product is annotated as cation channel sperm-associated protein 2-like. The transcript has 10 exons. Gene Ontology annotation, cellular component: membrane; CatSper complex. Bases 204 to 1670 code for a protein of 488 amino acids. NCBI's taxonomy places the organism in Eukaryota, Metazoa, Chordata, Actinopteri, Cypriniformes, Catostomidae. Gene Ontology annotation, molecular function: calcium-activated cation channel activity. The record is from RefSeq and is a predicted model, not a curated record. Gene Ontology annotation, biological process: flagellated sperm motility; fertilization; monoatomic ion transport.
UCCAAAGAUGGCCGACAGUGGACUGACUUGCUAUAAAGACUUUGGUUUAAAUACGACUACACGGUCGCCUACAACGUUUUCUUUCAAACCUCUUCUGCCGUUAAACUUUGUUGUUUUUUAAUCACCUUCGCUGACUAGGCUAACUCACUGACUAGGUUCUCAUAAUAAUUACUUCUUAGUAGGUAAAUUGUUUUGUAAAAACAAUGAGCCGUCUUAUUAAAGUUCAGGAGAUCAAAACCUCUGAUUCAGGCCAACAUGAGGAGGAAAAGCCUCAACAGAGAGCACAGAUUGUUCGAAAUAAAGUCAGCACGUUUAAUGAGCAACUGCAAGAGGAGCCUAAAAGCAAUCCAAAGUUUUGCAUCAAGGAUGUGAUUGAUCCGGAACGAUACAGACGUCUCAGGAAGGAAGAUAAUCACUUGGUGAGGUUUGAAAUAAAUCCACAGAGACCAGACAACAUUACCACAGAACAACGCAGACUAAACCGUGUGCUGAACCGCCAUGCCAAAUUUCCUCCCUUUAAUAUGUUUGCACACUGGAUCUUAGAGAGUGAUCUGUUUCAAAAUAUGAUUGUUUUUCUCAUCAUCUUGAAUGUUGUUGUACUGGGGAUAGAAGCAGAGUUUCAAGACAAUUUGGACCCAAGCUUAGAAACUCUUCAUACGGUUCUUCAAGCAAUGAACUGGGGUAUACUGGAAGUUUUCUUUUUGGAAAUCCUAUUAAAAUGGCUGGAUGAUUUCUGGCUGUUUUGGGAAAGUAAAUGGAACAUCUUUGACUUUGCUGUAACUGUACUGCCUGUUCUCCCUGAGAUUCUCCCAGAGACCUCCGAAGAUGCAGUCAUAUCUCAAAAUUUGUUAAAACUACUGAUUCAGUUUCGUGUCCUCCGUUGUUUGAAGAUCAUUUUCAAAUUCCGAGAGAUGCGUCUUAUUUUGCUGGCGAUCUUCAGUGCAUGUAAGGCCACAAUAUGCGUAAUUCCGCACCUGUUGAUAAUCUUUUACAUUUUUGCUGUGUUUGGAGUCCACUUGUUCAGAGAUUACACCACAUCCACCAUUCAAGGUCUUCUCUACAAAGAUGAUUUCAUAGAUCUCCCAAGUUCCUUUAUCACACUCUUCAGCAUUUUUACCAUGGAUCACUGGCAUAAAUUACUGGAAGACACUCGCAGAGUUCCAGAGCUGAACCAUCCAGUCUGUGAAUUUUUUAUUAUUUUCUGGCUUCUGUUAGCAGCCAUCAUGUCCAGCAAUACUUUUGUGGGUAUUGUGGUGAAUUCCUUCCAGGUUAUGCGAAAUAACCUCUCCCAAGAGUUGCAUCAAUUGGAAAUCCAGCGCAAGGCAGAAUUUUUCAAAACAUAUGCUAUGAGCAGGAAAAUGAGCCAAUCAAAGGUGUUAAAGGAUCCUCAACAUGACAAAGAUAUUGAAGGACCCUCAACUGUCCAUGAGCCUGAAACAAUUAGCUCAGAUUGCAUGCAAAAUGUGAAUGAGGAGCUACAUUGGGAUCAGGGUGUGGAUGAGUUUAUUCUGGCGAUUGAGCACUUGGAGGACUAUGAAACAGUGUACUGGCCUGAAGAAUGUCGCUUCAAAUGCUUGGAGCUGCAAGAAAAGCUCCAGCUCAAACUAGAGGAAAGGCUCCAGCUCCAAAAUAGAGCAGUUCAGGCUUUACUUAACCUGCAUGACUACUGAGAAAGGAGGAAAACUAGGAAGAAAAUGGCAACCACAACCAGUUUUGAGGAAAUAAAUCUGCAAACCUGUUCUAAGAAGUUUGUUCCCCAUCAUUAACACUAGAGGGGGCACUUAAACAGUGAAAGAUGUGCUUUCUUUUUGCACACCACUCAUCACUCCCAUUAGCACUGAAAAAGUUGUGUAUAGUUUAGAACUGUCUACAAUUCUCUUGAUUAUCCGCAAGUAAAAUGUUGAUGAGCCUCUCUGCUUCUGAGAAAAUUUUCACUUUAAACUGAAAGAGAGACAUCAAUAUGAGAUCUUGUUAUGAGAGCUCCUUGUAGGCAAUUGACAAUUUUCCUUCCCUAGUUCAAAUGUUUUACUGGUAGGUAAAACUGAAUAUCAUUUAAGCACAGCUUUACUUUUGUUUACUCUCUAUACUUACUCAAUAACAGUGGUAAAUCCUAAUAAAGGAGUUUGUUAAUUAAACAAGUUUAAUAAAGUACAGUUCAUUAUUGUACACUUGUCUAAAUUCAGUAAGCUGCCCAGUAAGUAUCCAUCCACCCAUCCAUCCUCAGAUACUGCCCAAUUAGACAAACUAAUUUGAGCAUUAUACUCUCAAAUGUCACCUUGGACAAGACUCAUGCUGAAUCCUCUGAGAACGGUGUGACAUUAAUACUUACGUAUGAUGAACUUGUGCUAAUUAACCUGUACAACACCAGUCUAAACAUGAAUUAU